CACUGAUAGGUGGCACUGACUGGCACUGAUGGGUGACACUGAAAGGCAGCUCAGAUGGGCACUGAUAUGUGGCAUUGAUGUGCACUGGUAGGCACUGAUAUGUGGCAUUGAUGUGGCACUGAUGGGCACUGGCACGUGACACACUGAUGAGCACUGACAGCUGGCACUGAUGGACACUGACAUGUGGCACUGCUGGGGCUACACAGAUCAUCAGGGCACACUGAUCAUCAGUGUUCUGAUGAUCACUGUCAGCGUGACAGCUCGAGAGGAGAGAAAUGCCGAUAACCGGCAUUUCCCUGUUUACAUGUGAUCAGCUGUGAUUGG
Molecule: messenger RNA, 324 nt
Organism: Staurois parvus
Lineage: Eukaryota; Metazoa; Chordata; Amphibia; Anura; Ranidae
Source: the annotation of a GenBank genome assembly